AUGAAAAGAACAUUAACUCGCAAGACUAUAAAAAUUGAGUACGAGGAAGAGGAGAAGAACUAGAGUCCAAUCAAGCCAGUCUCGAAUCUCAAGUUGUCUAGGUCUCUAAAAGUAACAAAGACUAGACAAGAUAUGAGCUUCGUUCCUAAAAAUUGGUAGAAACUAUGGGAUGUGAUUCAAGUAAUGAGAUCUGAAAAUGAGGCACCUGUAGAUUCUAUGGGCUCAUCCCUUUUAGCAGAUCCGAAGGCUGAGAAGAACGAGCAAUCUUUUUAGACUUUAGUAGGCUUGAUGCUUUCAUCUCAGACCAAAGAUGAGGUUACAUCAGAAGCAGUCUUUACACUCAGAGAACACGGAUUAAGUAUAAAAAUGAUAAAUGAGAUAGAAGAAUAAAAGCUGAAUGAACUUAUAAAAAAAGUUGGCUUCCACAACAAAAAGGCCAAAUACUUAAAGGAUGCAGCGGCAAUGAUCAUCAAAGACUUUAAGGGCAAGGUGCCAUCAGAUCUUGAAGAAAUAUUGAAAUUACCAGGAGUAGGUCUCAAAAUGGCUCACCUGCUUUUACAGUAAUGUUUUGACAAGAAAAUCGGGAUUUCAGUAGACACCCACGUUCAUAGGAUAUCUAAUCGACUUAAGUGGGUCCCUAAAGAAACUAAAAACCCUGAAGAAACUGCUAAAGCUCUUUAAGACUGGCUGCCAGUUGAAAAAUGGGCAGAUAUUAAUUUCAUGUUGGUUGGAUUCGGAUAGACCAUCUGCAGACCUCUGGCCCCUAAGUGUUAUAUAUGUAAGGCGAGUACCCUUUGUCCUUAUAACGCUAAAACAAAAGAACCAACUAAAAGUAAAAAGAGAUAAACCACCGAAGAAUAAAAACAGGAUGAUAAUGAUAUGGAUGAUGCUGCUGCUGCUGCUGAAGCAAAAGAAGAAACUAAAAUUAUUGAGAGAGCCGGGAAAGAAUCGAAGAGUAAAGAUAUUAAAAAGAUGGAAAAUAAUUUAUAAAUUAGAGAGACUAGAUCGAAAUCUAAAUAAAAAGUUGGUAUAAUUAUGAGAGAGAAUAAUGACUUGACAAUAGAAUAGGUAAACUUAUAAUAGCUAGAAUCGUUAAAAAUAAAAGCCUCAAAAAAGAGAAAGAUGGCCGAUCUGGACAACUAUAAAUUCGUAGACAAAACUAAUAUAAAAAUGAGAAAAAAAUCUUAAUUUUGA
Stylonychia lemnae is the source of this 1194-nucleotide messenger RNA. The record is from the annotation of a GenBank genome assembly. Lineage: Eukaryota; Ciliophora; Spirotrichea; Sporadotrichida; Oxytrichidae.